AUGCAUCUUGCUUUGACCAAGGAUUCUUCAGAAGGAUAUGCCAGUUUGCGAAGUCAUGGCAGUGAGCUCGAUCAAGAACUCGAUCGAGUCGAGUUUCGAACAAACGAACUCGAUCGAGCUGGGGCUGAAUGCAAGGAGCAAGCUCAAGGAGAUUGGUCUGAGCUCAAGGCGCCUAAAGUCGACCUCAAACCUUUGCCUGAGGGCCUCAGGUAUGCAUUUCUGGGUGAAAACUCAACUUACCCUGUCAUUGUGAACUCUGAUUUGAACUCAACUUACCCUGUCAUUGUGAACUCUGAUUUGGAACCUGAACAGUUGAGUGCUUUGCUUGUUGAAUUGAGAAAGUACAGAAAGGCAAUAGGUUACACUCUAGAUGAUAUCAAGGGGAUCUCCCCUGACCUAUGCAUCCAUAGGAUUCAUCUAGAGGAUGAAAGUAAGUCAAGCAUUGAACCUCAAAGAAGAUUGAACCCCAAUCUAAAGGAAGUAGUGAAGAAAGAGAUACUCAAGUUGCUUGAUGCUGGGAUAAUCUAUCCCAUCAGUGAUAGCACUUGGAUAUCUCCAGUUCAUUGCGUCCCAAAGAAAGGGGGGAUCACUGUCAUUAAAAACGACAAAGAGGAGCUGAUUCCCACUAGAACAAUAGUGGGGCAUCGCAUGUGUAUUGACUAUAGGAAGCUAAAUUCAGCAUCUAGAAAGGAUCAUUUCCCUCUCCCUUUCAUUGAUCAGAUGUUAGAAAGAUUGGCAAACCACCCUUUUAUUGUUUUCUUGAUGGCUACAGUGGUUUCUUCCAAAUCCCGAUCCACCCUAAUGAUCAGGAGAAGACCACUUUCACAUGCCCUUAUGGCACCUUUGCUUAUCGAAGGAUGCCAUUUGGGCUGUGCAAUGCCCAGCUACUUUCCAGAGAGGUGUGAGGAGACCAAUCUAGUACUCAACUGGGAGAAGUGCCACUUCAUGGUUCGAGAAGGGAUUGUGCUUGGACACAAGAUUUCCGAGAAAGGGAUCGAGCUCGAUCGAGCUAAGGUGGAUGUCAUGUUGCAGCUCCCUGUUCCCAAGACUGUGAAGGACAUAAGGAGUUUUCUGGGUCAUGCAGGGUUCUACAGAAGAUUCAUCAAGGAUUUCUCAAAGAUAGCAAGACCCUUGACAAGGCUUCUAUGCAAGGAGACAGAUUUUGAGUUUGAUGAAGAAUGCCACAAGUCUUGGACCUUGCUGAAGGAUGCUCUGGUGUCUGCGCCAAUAGUCAAGCUCCAAACUGGGAUCACCCAUUUGAGAUUAUGUGUGAUGCAUCUGACUAUGCAGUAG
This is a messenger RNA of Microthlaspi erraticum, 1293 nucleotides long. Lineage: Eukaryota; Viridiplantae; Streptophyta; Magnoliopsida; Brassicales; Brassicaceae. The record is from the annotation of a GenBank genome assembly.